Molecule: messenger RNA, 1439 nt
Organism: Dromiciops gliroides (monito del monte)
Lineage: Eukaryota; Metazoa; Chordata; Mammalia; Microbiotheria; Microbiotheriidae
Product: Fc receptor-like protein 4
Exons: 8
Coding region: 102-1406 (434 amino acids)
Biological process (GO): cell surface receptor signaling pathway
Molecular function (GO): transmembrane signaling receptor activity
Source: RefSeq, a predicted model, not a curated record
AAAGUCACCUAGUACCACUAUGGCUUCAUCCUGUUUCUGGGAUCUGGGCUGAUCUAUUGCUGAGGGAAGGUCUCUUCCCAUUUACCUUGAAUCUGAUCCUCAUGCUUCUUUGGACAUCACUAUUGAUUCUUGUAUCUGUCAAUGGACAAGAAGCUGCUUUAAAGAAAGUUGUGGUGAUACCAAAUCCUCCAUGGACCCCUAUUUUCAAGGGGGAGAAGGUGACUCUGACCUGCAGUGGAUUCCAUUUUCAAGAUCCAGGGAAAUUGUGGUGGUUCCUUGAGCAUCAAUGGCAAAAAAAGUCAAACCCUCUUGAGGUUGAAAAGGCUGGAGAAUACAGAUGCCAUUUGGAGGGCCUCUCCCCUAGUGAUCCUGUGUACCUUGUCCUUUCUACUGAUACACUGAUUCUUCAAACUCCAUACUCUGUUUUUGAAGGAGACACAUUGCUCCUGAGAUGCCAUGGGAAGGCUAUAUCACUUAAAGACAUUUUAUACUAUAAAGACAAAAAGUCCUUUUCUUAUGUCGGAGAAAAUUCAGUGCUCUCAAUCCCUCAUGCAAAUUCAAAUCAUAGUGGUCAAUACUAUUGCAAGGCCAAGUUGGGGAAUAGAUGGUAUCCAGACACUUCAAAAGAAGUAAAGCUCCAAGUCCAAGAACUGUUUCCACCCCCUGAGCUGAAAACCACAACCUCCGAGCCCAGCGAGGGAACUUCAGUGACCCUGAGCUGUGAGACCCAGCUUCCUCCACAGAGGUCAGGCACAGAGCUGCACUUCUCCUUCAUCAGAGAUGGCAGGGUCAUCACAUCAGGCUGGAAUAAGUCCCAGGUGCUCCACAUCCCAAACAUCUGGAGGGAAGACUCAGGAUCAUACUGGUGUAAGGCAAAAGCAGUGGCUCAAAAUAUCAGGAAACAGAGCAACCCUGUGAAGAUCAGUGUGAAAAGAAUCCCCAUUUCUGGCAUCCACAUAGAGACCCAGCCCUCUGGAGGGCAGGUGACUGAAGGAGAGAAGCUGGUCCUCAUCUGCUCAGUAUCUCAGGGCACAGGGAACAUCACAUUCUCCUGGCACAGAGAGGGCAUUAAUACAAGUCUGGGAGAGAAGACUCGACUUUCUCUGGAGGAGAAGUUUGUGCUCUCUGCUAUGAAUAAGAGUGAUGCUGGGAAGUAUUACUGUACUGCUGACAACAGCAUCAGCACCAUCAGCAGUCUGUUGGCAAAUGUCACUGUGAGAAGUAGAAGUCUCUCUUCUCAAUUCAACUCAACUGAAAAGAUUGGUGAUUUGGCCUUUGGACUGAUUGUGACCCAGUUCAUUGUGGUUGUCCUCUCUGCUUCUGCACUUCUAUUUUUCUUUGGACCUUGGAGUAAGCCAGGUACUCCUUGGAGACAUUGCGGGUUCAAUUCUAGACCACCUCAAUGAAGUAUAUAUUACAAUAGAGUCACAAAAAUUGUU